This is a messenger RNA of Brassica oleracea var. oleracea, 683 nucleotides long. RefSeq names its product G-type lectin S-receptor-like serine/threonine-protein kinase SRK. Gene Ontology annotation, molecular function: protein kinase activity; ATP binding. Gene Ontology annotation, biological process: protein phosphorylation. NCBI's taxonomy places the organism in Eukaryota, Viridiplantae, Streptophyta, Magnoliopsida, Brassicales, Brassicaceae. The record is from RefSeq and is a predicted model, not a curated record. The annotation marks the transcript as partial. The transcript is spliced from 4 exons.
AUGAAGUUGCCGGAUAUUACAAAGUCUAUUGUGGACAUGACUAUUGGGUUGAAGGAAUGCAAAGAAAAGUGCAAUAGGAAUUGCAAUUGUACUGCAUUUGCUAACCCGGAUAUGCAAAAUAGCUGUGUGAUUUGGGUGGGAGAAAUCAUAGAUCUUCGGAAGAGCAUGAUUGCCGGUCAAGAUCUAUUUGUUAGAUUGGCUGCCACUGAUAUCUCGGUGACAAAUUCAAACAAAAAUACAAGAAAAAUGAGUGCAAAAAGCAUAAUGUUGAUUAUUGGAAUCUGCAUUGUGUUUCUUCUGGGUGUCAUUUUCAUAUUGUUCUGUUUCUGGAAAAGAAAGAAGAGGAUUCCAACAAGAACCGUUGCACCACCUAUUGGGAAUUUACAAUGUGUACCGAUGGAGCUAGUAAAGGUUGUCAAGGCCACAGAAAACUUUUCUGAUUGCAACAAGAUAGGAAAAGGUGGUUACGGUAUUGUUUACAAGGGGAUUUUACCAGACGGGCAAGCAAUCGCAGCUAAAAGGCUGUUGGUGAGAUCAGCUCAUGGGAUCGAAGGUUUCACCAACGAGGUGAAUUUGAUCGCCAGCGUUCAACAUGUCAACCUCGUCCAGCUAAUCGGAUACUGCUUUGAGGGAGAGGAGAUGAUUCUACUCUUUGAACUAAUGGAGAAUUCCAGUCUCGAUAC